CAGAAGAACCUCCCUCUUGUAGCUUUUUUUCUUAAGCCUUUUUAUGCAGAUAUAAAGGAGUUAUGCAGAUCCCAUUGAUGAAAAGAAUUUGAAAACUACGUUUGUCAUCAUACAGAAAAGCCCAAAGAGCUCAAAACCUAAGAAAAAGACGAUGGACUUCACUAAGCACUUACUGUUCUUGAUGCUGCAAUUCCUCGUGGUUCUGGGAGGUGAUACCAAACCAGGAGUACGAUUGGAUAUUCAAGAUAAACAUGUGAUAAUGGAUAAUGGCAUAGUCCAGGUCAACUUAUCAAAUCCUGAAGGAAUUGUCACCGGAAUUCGAUAUAAUGGCAUCGAAAAUUUGCUGGAAGUUCUCAACGAAGAAUACGACAGAGGGUACUGGGACAUCGUUUGGGACGAAGGUGGAGAAAAUAGAACAAAAAAAGGAGCAAAGGGAAAGGGUAGAUUUGACAGAAUGGAAGCCACAAAUUUAACGGUGAUAGUAGAAAAGGAGGAACAAGUAGAGCUAUCUUUCACCAGAACAUGGAAUGCAUCUUUUCAGGGGAAGCUUCCGCCACUCAACAUUGACAAAAGGUUUAUAUUGCUUCGUGGUUCCUCUGGGUUCUACACCUAUGCCAUUUACGAGCAUUUGAAGGAAUGGCCAGCUUUCGAUAUCGACAAUACAAGGAUCGCAUUCAAACCUAGGAAAGACAAGUUCCAUUACAUGUCUAUAGCGGACAACAGACAGAGAUUUAUGCCUCUGCCCGAUGACCGGAUACCCCCAAGAGGUCAAGUGCUUGCCUACCCUGAGGCUGUGCGUCUCGUUGACCCCGUGGAGCCCGAAUUCAAAGGCGAGGUGGAUGAUAAAUAUGAGUAUUCAUGCGAGAGUCGAUACAAUCGUGUUCACGGCUGGAUGAGCAUUGAUCCAUUGAAUUCCACCGGAUUCUGGCUAAUUACGCCAAGCUAUGAGUUCCGAUCUGCUGGACCCCUCAAGCAAUACCUUACUUCUCACGAUGGCCCCACCACACUCUCUGUAUUUCAUAGCACGCAUUAUUCAGGUGCGGAUCUGAUAAUGAAAUUUGGGCCUAAUGAGCCGUGGAAGAAAGUCUAUGGGCCCAUAUUCUUAUACCUUAAUUCUCUAUCCAACGGUGUUAGCCCAAACAAACUCUGGGAGGACGCCAAACAACAGAUGGUCAAUGAAGUUGAGAGCUGGCCCUAUACAUUUCCAGCUUCCAAGGACUUUCUCUCAUCUCAGCAACGAGGUAAAGUCCAAGGUAGAUUGCUUGUCCGAGACAGGAAGGUCAGUGAUGCUUUCAUCCCAGUUUGUGGUGCUUAUGUGGGACUAGCAGCCGUAGGAGAUGUUGGAUCUUGGCAACGAGAAUGUAAGGGUUAUCAAUUUUGGACCAUUACUGAUGAUAAAGGCUAUUUCUCAAUUAUUAACUUACGCCCUGGGGACUAUAAUCUCUACUCCUGGGUCACUGGAUACAUUGGUGAUUAUAAAUUCGAUAAAAUCAUCAACGUAACUUCAGGUUGUGAACUUAAUGUGCAUGAGCUUGUUUAUGAGCCACCUAGAGAUGGUCCUACGUUGUGGGAAAUAGGUAUCCCUGAUCGUUCAGCUGCUGAGUUCUAUGUUCCUGACCCAAAUCCCACGUACAUUAACAAACUCUAUGUCAACCAUACAGACAGGUUUAGGCAAUAUGGUUUGUGGGAAAGAUAUGCUGAUUUGUAUCCAAAUAAAGACCUAGUUUACACUGUUGGCGUUAGUGACUACAGAAAAGAUUGGUUCUUUGCUCAGGUUAAUAGGAAGAAAGAUAAUGGCACUUAUCAAGGAACCACAUGGCAAAUUAACUUCAACCUUGAUCGUGUGAAUACCAAUGGAAGCUACACAUUGCGAGUGGCUCUGGCAUCUGUGCAUAAUGCAGAAUUACAGAUUCGGAUAAACAAAUUAGAAGCAGAUCCAGUUUUAUUUUCAAGUGGAGUGAUUGGAAAGGAGAAUACAAUAGCUAGACAUGGAAUUCACGGUCUCUAUUGGCUAUUCAGCGUUGAUGUAGACGGCACUCUUCUUGUGCAGGGGAACAAUACCAUCUUUCUAACGCAACCGAUGAACACAAGUCCUUUUAUAGGAAUUAUGUACGACUAUAUUCGUUUAGAAUAUAAACGCUGAAAAUCAAAUUAACGAUUGUUCUCAUUCUUCUUUUCCUCUUUU
Messenger RNA from Vigna angularis (adzuki bean), 2185 nucleotides. RefSeq names its product probable rhamnogalacturonate lyase B. Lineage: Eukaryota; Viridiplantae; Streptophyta; Magnoliopsida; Fabales; Fabaceae. The coding region runs from base 152 to 2143 and encodes 663 amino acids. The record is from RefSeq and is a predicted model, not a curated record. Gene Ontology annotation, molecular function: carbohydrate binding. The transcript is spliced from 16 exons.